CUGUUGUCUUCGUAGCCAUCGGAGUUCAGAUGAAGCUGUCUCUACUGCGGAAUAUUUUCUGGAAGGUGACACGACAGCCUAAUGACACUGAUUGUAGCGAUGUGGACGGGAUGUGUCCAAUGAGCUGUGAGGAUGAGACACUGAACUGCUUCCUCAUAGACAAUAACGGCUUUAUUGUGGUGGCGAGACAGCCCGAACAGACAGGAGCUUUUCUGGGGUGAAGUGGAUGGCUCGCUGAUGACACAGCUACUCAAUAUGGGGGUCUUCAGACAGGUGACGCUGUACGAUUACCAGGCGAUGUGUAAACACCCCUAUCACCAUCACAGUGGAGGCCGCACUCUACUUAAUCCGCUUUUUGCAUUGAUGUCAGCUGCACAAUGGCUUCUUAGCAACCUGGUCUUGUUUUUUCUGGAGUUUAAUCUGUGUCCCUUCUGGUCAUCAGAGAACACUGCAGAAGCAAAAUCCUUUUUUCAUCACUCUCACAAGCACAAAAAGCAGGACAUGCUACAGCCCUGUGACACCGAAUACCCAGCCUUCAUACAUGAAACCUCAAUCCAGGAGGCCAAUGGACUCAUCGAGUGCGGCCACUGCCAAAGGAUGUUUGUCAUGCAGAAGGUUGUGAAUAGUAAUCUUCUCCUUCUUGUCAGCGACUCCAGCUGCGACUGCAGCGUUUUCUCUGAAGUCUCAUUACAAGCCAAAGAAGUAAAAUAUAACGCUUCUGUGAAGUGUGAGCGAAUGAGAUCCCAGAAAUUGAGACGGCGACCGCACUCCUGUCACGACUUCCACCCAGAGGAAAAUGCACAGGACUGCGGCAGAGGCUCCACCUUGACAUCAUCACUUAUGCUGCUCCUCAUAUCUCUCACCAUCUCAUUGCGGUGA
Molecule: messenger RNA, 879 nt
Organism: Staurois parvus
Lineage: Eukaryota; Metazoa; Chordata; Amphibia; Anura; Ranidae
Source: the annotation of a GenBank genome assembly